AUACUGCCAAUUCCGCUGUGUGUUGCCACACCGAUUCUUUGAAAAGUUUCUUGCCAGCACUACUCAUGAUUCUCGGCUGUCUCAGUCCUUGAACCAUAGAAUGAUCAGCCGGAGUAAAGGAUUUUUCACUGUGACGAAUUCAAAAGUCGAAUACAACUUCAUUCAUUACUAUUUCUCGUGAAGAGCGUGAAAAACUACAACAAAAUUCAAUAGAAUCGUAAGACAACCAUUUUUACAAUGAAAAUAUGAAUCUUAUACAUUCUGCAGUAUCAGUUAUGAUAAAUUUGGCGAGAGACUUAGUAAUUGACAUUGACAAUGAAAAAUUGCAAUAACUUUUGACGUAAUUGACUGGCAAUGCACGAUAGGUUAAUUACACAUGUAACUUUAGUUAUUAUGAAUCUCAAAUGUACCUCAAAUGAUUUACUAUAUCUUUGGACCAUUUCAGUAAAUCUUAGCAAUUUUUCUCUUCCCCAGUCUUGAAAAACAAGAACAGUUUAUAAGAUCAAAAUAUCUUGAUAGCCUUCAAGAUAUUAUAUAUACUGCACACAGUGCAUCUAUGAAUGGACAUGAAAUAAAGUGGGGUUUUUUAGAUACAGUAUUGGUUUUAUUCUCUUUUUUUUAUAUGGUUCCAUGACAUACAUGCCUGUGUGAAGAGACUCGAGAUAUAUCAGUAGAAAGUUAAGAGGUCUCAGUCAGAAAGUUACAGGAACAUGAAGUGAAAGUAUGUACCUAUCAAGAAGCGUAGAAUUGCUAACUGAAAUCAAUUUCUUACCCAGAUUUUUUGCAGCAUGACAGAUAUCGUGACUGUGUUUUAUUUCUGCAUGAUUCUUUUCUGUAAAGGUAAGAUAAAUGUACAUACACAUUGAAGAUGAUCACCAAUUAAUUAUACUGACAUUUUAAUCAUAAAAUACAGAAGAUUUACUUACUCAUCCUUGCAUCAAUUUAGAGGUGAGCACCUGUCACAACUUCAAUGAUGAUGAGGCCAUUGUCUUUUACUUCCCUCAUUCCUUUAACAAAUCCCGCCUUCUCCAGAUUUGUGCUUUUCUGCUCUGUCUCUCGCUUAUGGAGAGGAUCUUUUUGGUGCUCUUCUCCAUAAAGGUGUAAUAUUGUGUACACAGUGUCCUGGACUGUUCAUUCUCCCAUCACCUACAAUGUGCAUGUAAAAGACUACAGCAUUUCAAUUUAUGCUAAUGCAUAAAUAUCAUAUUUGCUAUUACCAAGGAGAACCAUAUCGUUGUUUCUAAAUUCCUGCACCAUAUCUCUCUGCUCUUCUGACCAUACGUCGUCAAGGGAGGGAACUAAGUAUUGUCUUUGUAGUCUUGUAAAUGAUACACUCAGAAAUCCAAGCUUUUAAAACUGUGAAAAGAGCUCAAUUUUGCUGAAGUUGUUCCCAGAAAACAAUAUUGCUGACGCUAUCGUAAGAUCCCCUGCAUGCAAGCCUCGAUUCAAAACAGGUUGUGAGCACCAGUUCCAUGUUGAUAUCUUUGCCAAGAAUUUUACAUUAAAGAAAUCCAUUAUAUGCUGUUAUAAUUAAACAUUGCUGUAGAGAAAUGAGUCACAAUAAACUUGAUUUAUUCAUAACCCCAUCUUAAUAUUUUUCUCUCUCAAAAUCUGCACGAUUUGUUCCUUUUAUUUCAAACAGAGAAUUACAAUAUAAUUACGUUUUAUAUUUGUAUUUUCUUUCCAUUUCUGGGAAAUCUGAAAAUAGUUGAAAUUUGUUUGAUUGUGCAAACGUAAACUUAAAAGAGGCAGCAACAUGUACAGAACAGUUGAUUUGACAGAUCCUAAAUCAGAUAGAGAGAACAAAGUCUAAGAAUUUCGUUUUUAUUUUAUUUUUUUGGAUCCGAUAUUUUCUAGAUAUAAUCUGUCAGCAGGUUGAAUACUGUCUGAAGUGUUUCUUACCGAUUGUUAGACCAUUUUUACACACUGAUUUUGGCUACAGAUUACUAUGUUUACCUGAGCAAGAUAGAUUAUAUCAAUUAAACCAUUGAAUGCUUUCUCAAUAGUUUAUUUGCCAAUUAUCCACAUCGUAAGCGGUAUUAUUUUUGUGGAUGUAAGCGACAACCGGAAGCAGGACAUCGCACCGGACAAACAACCACGAUUGUGACGAUAUAGCGUUAACUAUAUCUCAUCAAAUAACUAUGCCAGUGAAACAUUGCUGUUAUGGAAAUUGUAUUAGUAACUCUAGAUAUAUCGGUAAACGACCAGAAAUGAAUGGUGUCUUCUUUCUACCGUUCCCGAAACCAAAAACACAGUUCGAAAAGUGCCAACGAUGGGUUCGGCUUUGUGGGCGAAAAUAUUUUGGCGUGGAAAAUAUAACCAAGGACACCUAUAUUUGUUGUAAGCAUUUUGUGGGUGAGAAGGGGCCUACUACAUCUCACCCAGAUCCCUUGCCAGCCGCAGCUACGGAAUUUGAACAGAAAAGAUUAUGCAGUAAACGCAAGAGGAAGGCUCCUUCAGAAAGAAAAAAUGAAACACCUGUUACUAAAAGUAGAAAAAGACUUAUUUAUGAGGAACCCGAGGAAGACUUGACUCAGGAAGCAGACUUAAAUGAAGGCAUCGAGUCUAAUCACCAGGAAUUUGGAACAUUUGACCAUAUUUAUUCAAAAAAGAAACCAGAGACAGGGGAAUUUAUUACAGAGUCAGAGUCUGAAGAAACUGCAACUUCAAUCUUAUGGAUGCCUGAAGCUGAUGUUUAUAGAGGUGACAACAUCUUACUGUGAUUCACAGACUCAAACUGACGAUAAUGCUAUGGUUACCAGUGUCGAUACAAAAGAAGUACAAGUGCAGACAGAAAUUUGGAUAACUUGUGUGAAUUUACAACUGAAGAUUUCCAGAAACACACCAAUAUCACAAGAAAGUUAUUUAUGAAAUCAGUGCUCAAAGAUGACGAAUCUUGUAAAUUCUACACAGGACUGACAAUAGCAAUGCUCACUUAUGUGUUCACAUGGCUGCAAAAGAAGGCAGAAAAACUCAACUACUGGAGAGGUCAAGACACAACAGAAUCUAAAACUAACAUUAAAGUUGGACCGAAGAGGAAACUAACAACUAAGGAGGAAUUUAUCAUAACACUUGUUAGACUGAGAAGAGGCUUUGAUGUGGAAGUAAUAAGUGAUUUAUUUGGAGUGCACCCAUCUCAAAUAAGUAGAAUUUUCACAACUUGGAUCAAUUUUUUGUACGCAGAAUUGAAGUUUCUUAUUUCAUGGCCAUCCCGAGAACAAAUUGCUUCCAAUAUUCCAAAGGCAUUCAAACAUUUUCCUAGGACAAGAUCAAUUAUAGACUGCACAGAGUUCUUUGUACAAAAGCCAAGUCUGCCCUCUUCUCAGCGUGUAACAUGGUCUCAGUACAAACAUCACAACACUUUUAAAGCACUAAUUUCAAUUUCACCUACUGGAACUUUCACCUUUAUUUCCAAAUCAUUCACAGGAAGUAUUUCAGAUCGUCGCAUUGUUGAAGAGAGUGGCUUUUUGGAGAAAAUAGAGCACGGUGAUGACAUUAUGGCUGACAGGGGUUUUUUAAUACGUGAUAUGUUAGCCAGACGAUCUGCCACUUUAAACAUACCACCGUUUUCUAUGAGAAAGCAGUUGAGUAGUCGUGCCGUAACAAAGACACGCAGAAUUGCAAGUGCUCGCAUUCAUGUGGAGCGUGCAAUAGGCAGGUUAAAAACAUUCAAAAUUUUGCAAGGAGUUAUGCCUCUUAAACUGCAUGCAUUGUUUGAUCAAAUUGUAGGUGUGUGUGGAGUGUUAUGUAAUUUAGAUACACAACUAGUGAAGUAAAGUUAAUAAAUUAAGAAAUGCAAAUUGACCAAUAAAGUUUCAUCUUUUUAUUGUGACAUCAUCAUAUAUUUGUAUGGUUAAAGAUACAGAUACAUUGUAAAUGCAAUAUCCAUUUAAUGAGUUUACAUCAUUAAGAGUCAAUGUAAUAUGAAAUAAAUGUUGUUUUAUAAGCUCCUAAAGAUUAAACAAUAAUUGCAAACUUUUAUGAAUAAAUGUUAAUUCAGUUCAGAUAUUCAAACAUUAACAAAUCAUUUUGACAUAAUAAUGGACAAUUAGCCAGCAACUGGAUUACACUCAUUAUUUGUACUCUUCAAAAGAUCACGGAAAAUAUGUGGAACCACAUAAGCACUAUGAAAUCUAUUAAGUUUAUUCACCAUAUCGCAGAAAUAUUCCUCAUCAAAUCUUGCUGUAGAAAUGUGAAUACCUUUGUUUGUGUAAAUAAUUAAGUCACAUUCAGUGUAAUUAUAUAGACCGAGUUGUCCCUGGAUUUGUGCAUAAUAAGGACAGGCUUUACUUACUUCCCAUUCAUUGGUUAGUUUAUUAAAGGUACAGUUUUUUAGAAUCGCAACCUCUUUUGCAUUGCUGUCUCGAAGCGAAUAAGGACAUUUUAUUUCCACUAAUCUGUUUAUAUGCUGGGAUUUACAUUUACAAACAGCUACACCAUCCGAACUACAUCCUAAAACCGGAUACUUUUCACUGAGUAAAAGUCCAACCUCUGUUACUUUUAAUGACCUACAGUUAUGAAUUUUUUUAAUAAUUCUGCUGUAAAAAAUCCUAGCAAU
This is a messenger RNA of Ostrea edulis (European flat oyster), 4558 nucleotides long. RefSeq lists its product as uncharacterized. The transcript has 3 exons. The record is from RefSeq and is a predicted model, not a curated record. The coding region runs from base 2868 to 3776 and encodes 302 amino acids. Lineage: Eukaryota; Metazoa; Mollusca; Bivalvia; Ostreida; Ostreidae.